AUGGCUAUACACCCAGUCUACCCAGGCCUCACGGUACAGGUCACUGUCAACGACCAGCCACUCCCCGAAUACGACGAUGAAGACGCUACUACCGAUCCAAAGGUCGUCACAAAAUACCUUGAAGCGCAGUCCGGUACGGAGUUUGCGAUCAAGUACACCUUCGCGGAGCCUUUCCCCUCCAGCAAAGAUGUUGGUGUAUUCAUCUAUGUUAACGACAAGCUAUGCAAUGCGAGUCUCAUAAGAAGAGUAAAAUUGUUUGAUCCAAGCGGUCAUACAAAAACGGGCGUCAGGACCCAAACAGAUAACGGCUGGGUACUGCACCAUUUUCGCUUCGACGAUCUGGUCAUGUCCGAACAAGAAGAUUUUGAAGUCAAUGAAGAGUCCAUGCAGAAUUUCAAAUCACUUGGAGUUCUGGAGAUUGACUUUGAAUUUGGCACAAGUGGAAUAAGAAAGAUUGCGAAGUCGCACACAAUCCAGGGCUACGACACAGUGCCUGAGAGUGCAGUGAAAGGUGACGCGAAGUCACUCAAAGUUGGGACAGGCACGCAGAAGAAGAUCAAUGGUCCAAUAUCUCGAAAAUGGAAGGGUGAUGGCAUGUUUGCCUCAUUCGCUUAUCAAUACCGUUCGCGAGCAAACCUCGAGGCUCUUCACAUCAUACCUUGCGCUUCGAGCUCAACACCAGACCCGAACAAAAAGCCCGCCGUUGCUUUGUUAGAACCUCAACCCCGUAGCUCGACUCCUGUUCCUCAAGGAAACAUCAUCGACGCCACUCCAACACCACAAAACCUCGCCGCUCACUCCGAUAUGCCACCAAGACGUCACUUAGAUAUUGCGGCAGCAGAUCAUCAGGAGCAUAUAACUAGUGCCACACCGCCAUCACGACAGCACAAUUUCACGCCCUUUCCUAUUGUCUCACCAAAACCAGAACUGCGCGACUCAACACCAGCUCGCGAAACGAGUGUCACCAUAGCCGAACAAGCACCCCGAGAGCGAACCUUCGCCCCUCCCAUCCACAAUGAUCAAGAUGGUCUUACCGACGAAGACGUGAUCGCUCUCAUCAAGCACCACCGAGGAAACGGUCACGGUCUGGCGGGUCAGAGUCGAAAGCGAUUGCUCGUUCUACUCAAGUAUUAUGAGGAGAAAGACAUAGACAACAUAUCCGUCAAGCACGAACAUGCUAUCCGUGGCAGCAGCGUGGCUCAGAUCAAGCGCGAGCACGAUGAUGAUGUUGUGGUACUCAAGAGCAGGAAGCGUCAGAAGGAGACCAUUGUCUUGGACGACGACUGA
Molecule: messenger RNA, 1287 nt
Organism: Dothidotthia symphoricarpi CBS 119687
Lineage: Eukaryota; Fungi; Ascomycota; Dothideomycetes; Pleosporales; Dothidotthiaceae
Exons: 5
Coding region: 1-1287 (428 amino acids)
Source: RefSeq, a predicted model, not a curated record